UGUGUCGUCAUGUACGCUAGACCUUUUCAUCCGUGGAGUCAUUUCUUUGUAUAUUUCCAAGUUUUACGCGAAAAAUGUUGUGAUCUAGUGAAAGAUUAAUUGUAUUGAAAAUCAGAAAAGAUUUUUUAUUGCUACGAUUGCAAGCAAGUCGUUGGUAUCAUUGAAAAUAGUUAGAUCAUUAUUGCUUUAAUGCAUCUAACCUUAAAAUUGUCCAAAUUUCAAGCACGUUUUUGUAACAUCGAUUGCAUGUCGACUAGGAACAUUGAAAAGAAAAAUAUUCCGGCGUGUUCAUCAGGCACGCAUUUUCCAGUUUAUCGUUCGAACCGGCGAGUAUGCUUUAUAAGACCAAAGAUAUGCCAACCAACCAACUAUAUACUUUUGUGUUUAGCGAACGUUGUGCAUUUUGGAACGUAUGUAAAGUGAAAUAGUAUUUAUUAUACCAUUAUAGUGCAUCGUGAAAUAGUAUUUAGUAUACUAUUAUAGUGCAUUGAGACUUCCGUUGUCUUCAAAACUUAGAUCUCUUAUUUAUUCGUAUACAUUAUUUUGCAUCAUUAUUUUUGUAAGUACUAUUUAUAUUUUGGUUCAUUCUUUUUUACAUUAAUUAUAAACGAUGAAGAUUGUAAAGGCAGAGAAGCUAUGUGAGCUGCAACGAGAUCCUGCUCAUAUUCGUAACAUUUGUAUACUUGCACAUGUUGAUCAUGGAAAAACCACGUUAGCAGAUUCUCUUGUUGCAAGUAAUGGUAUCAUCUCUAAUAAACUUGCCGGCAAACUUCGAUAUUUGGAUAGUCGACCGGAUGAACAACUAAGAGGAAUUACAAUGAAAUCGAGUUCUAUAUCUCUUUAUCAUGUUUAUAAUAACACUGAAUUUAUGAUAAAUAUCAUUGAUUCUCCUGGUCAUGUUGAUUUUGCAUCAGAAGUUUCAACUGCUGUUAGGUUAUGCGAUGGUGCUUUUAUUAUCAUUGAUGUUGUCGAAGGGAUUUGUCCCCAAACUCGCAGUGCUCUUUCUAUAUCUUAUAUCGAAGGUCUCAAGCCUAUUUUAAUUUUGAAUAAAAUUGAUAGACUGAUAACAGAGAUCAAAUUGUCGCCAUUGGAUACUUAUUUCCAUUUAAGACAACUUUUGGAACAAGUUAAUGCAGUUAUGGGAGAAUUAUUUGCUAGAGAUAUAAUGGAACGCGAAGAUAAAGAACAUACCAAUAUUUCUAAGAAUGAGAACGUUACAGAAACAAAUCUAUCCGAUUGGCAAUCUGUACUUAAUGAAGUAGAUGAUUCUAAUUUAUAUUUUUCACCAGAACAAGGCAACGUUCUGUUUUCCAGUGCUGUCGAUGCUUGGGGAUUCAGUAUAAAAGAAUUUGCACAAUUUUUUUCUACAAAAUUAGGCUUCAGUAAAAAAGUUUUACUGAAAACUCUUUGGGGAGAUUAUUAUUUAAAUAGUAAGACAAAAAGAAUUAUGAAAGGAGCCCAAGAGAAAGCAAAGAAACCUUUAUUUGUACAACUUAUUCUCGAUAACUUAUGGACUUUAUAUGAAACUAUAGUUGUAAGAAAAGACAAAGAUAAAAUACCCUCCAUUGCUGAGAAAUUAAAUAUUAAAUUAACGCCAAGAGACUUAAGGCAUACAGAUCCUAAAGCACAAUUACGUGCUGUGUAUUCUCAAUGGCUUCCUUUGGCUCGAGCAUGCAAUAAUAUGAUAUGCGAAAUAGUACCUGCACCGCAUAAUUUAUCUGAAGAGAAGAUUGAACGUUUGAUUAGUGGAAAUACUGAUUUUUCUACUUUACCUGUGGAAAUGCAACAACUUAAAGAAGCAUUUUUAGCUUGCAAUUCUUCAUCAGAAGCACCAGUAAUUGUAUUCAUCUCUAAAAUGUUUCCAGUAGACCGGGAAUCUUUGCCAGAAAAUAAAGUGAAACUCUUAACUUCUGAAGAGUUGGCGCAAAGAAAACAAGCUGCUAGGCAGAAACAUGCAGAGAUGAUGCUUCAAAAACAAUCAUCUGAGGAAAAAUCUAAUGGAGAGUGCAUAGAUAAUUCUGAGAUAAAAUUAGAUGAAGAACCUUUGACGGAUAAUGAUAACACCACUUCUUUAUUAGCUUUCGCAAGAAUAUAUUCAGGUACGCUUAAAGUAGGCAGCGAAGUCUAUGUUCUUGGACCAAAACACAAUCCUGUUAAAGCUUUAGAGUAUCAAAAAGCAGGAGAAAAUAUAGCUGUGGCUACGUUAAAAGAUUUGCAACCUGGAAGACAUAUUACUAAAGUAACUAUUGAAAAAUUGUUUCUGUUAAUGGGAAGAGAACUAGAAUCUAUUACCGAAAUUCCUGCUGGAAAUGUAUUUGGCAUAGGUGGAUUAGAAGAGCAUGUAUUAAAAACUGCAACUUUAUCCAAUACUAUAAUUUGCCCAUCAUUCUCUGAAUUAACAUCUCUCGCAGUUCCAAUUUUACGAGUAGCAUUAGAACCAAAACAUCCAAAUGAUUUACAAAAACUGAUGAAUGGUUUGAAGUUACUUAAUCAAGCAGACGCAUGUGCCAUCGUACAGAUUCAAGAAACAGGUGAAAUUAUUUUGAACACUGCUGGCGAAGUACAUCUGGAGAGAUGUUUAGAAGAUCUAACAUCACAAUACGCGAAGGUUGAAAUAAACGUUUCUGAACCCAUCGUUCCUUUCAGAGAAACAGUUGUACCACCUCCAAAAGUGGACAUGGUAAAUGAAGUUAUUGAAAAGAAGGCAGAAGAAAUUAAUUUAGAAACGUGGACAGUUAAUCGACAAUGCUGUUUCGAAAUUGAUGCUAAGCCACUUCCAGAAAAGGUAACUAAACUAUUAGAGAAACAUGCCGAUCUAAUAAAGUGGAUGGAUCAGCAUUUCAAUAAAUUCGCCAAAGAGAAAGAAUAUUCCUCGAAAGUUGAAAACUGUUCCGAUCUGAAUGGAUUAUCUACUUAUAAUUCAACCGCAUCGGAUAAGCAGCAGAAAGCAAUGGAAAGUUUUGAAAACGAUUUGAUGGCCGUCUUUAAGGAAGCUGGCUGGAACAUAAGUUUAGACCAGAUAUGGUCGUUUGGACCACGAAAAUGUGGACCUAACAUUUUAUUAAACGAGACGGAUUAUAAUCAUCGUAAUUUUUGGAAACGACAAACUAAAUCGACCGAUCCUCGAGUUUCAUAUGACAGUAGUAUGGUUAACGGCUUCCAGUUAGCUACGUUAGCUGGCCCAUUGUGCGAAGAACCAAUAAUGGGUGUUUGUUUUGUUUUAAAAAAGUGGCAGAUAUUUCAAGAUGCAAACAGUGAAAGUGGAAGUGGAAGUCAAAGUCAAGGUCAUCUUGGUGGUCACUUGAUGUCUGCGUGUAAAGAAGCUUGUAGGAAAGCAUUCAAUUUAAGACGUCCACGGUUGGUCACACCGAUGUACAGUUGCAAUGUCUUGGUCAAUUCAGAUGUCCUCGGCAAAUUGUACGCAGCAUUUGGAAAAAGACAAGGUCGUGUUAUAGCCGCUGAAAAUACUUUGGGUUUCGGUGGACAAUUUCGUGUUCUGGCAACGUUACCGGUUCCUGAAAGCUUUCAACUUGCGAGGGAACUAAGAACACAAACGUCCGGAUUGGCGAGUCCUCAGCUCGUUUUUAGCCAUUGGGAGGUAAUCGAACAAGAUCCAUAUUGGGUACCAUCCACGGAAGAAGAAUAUCUUCAUUAUGGCGAAAAAGCAGACAGUGAAAAUCGCGCGAAAAAAUACAUGGACGCAGUAAGACGUCGAAAAGGUCUUCCCGUUGAUUCACAAUUAGUUACUCAUGGAGAAAAACAACGUACUUUGUCUAAAAAGAAAUAAGAAGAAAAUUAAAUACAUUGAUCCUAUCCCUUCUUUAUGAAAUCGGACUCAUGAAUGGAGCCAAAUGUUGUUCCUGCCCCCACCCCCUUAAUACACUAUAAUUUUUUUAAAUAUUGUAAUUUGUAAAAAAGAAAAAAAAAAUCGGUCGCAUAUAAUACAUGAUCAUCGUUUUCUUCGAUCAUUAGUCGUAAUUCAUUAUUUUCUAAAUUUAUUUAAAUGAUAUCAUGAAAUUAAGGACAGUCUUAAGCGUAUCUUAGUUUAUUUACAUUUUAUUUUAUAUUUUCGACAUUUACAUAAACUUAAUUAUAGAAGUUUAAUCAAUUUUUUUUAUCUAGAUUUAAUUAGAAUUGAUUUGUUUAAUAAUAAGAAUGUAUCCCAUUGUGUAUAUAUAUAUGUAUAUAUAUGUACAUACAUGUUAUAAUAAAAGUUCAGUGUGAACUAUUCGACUAAUAGCAUUCAUUUGUAUUUAGUAUUACUAGUAACUGAAUAUAUUAGUUUAACCAAUACCAUAUUUUUUUUAAAUAUACAAAAAAUGAAAAACGUUUCAAGGAAUCCAUUUUUUUCUUCUUUCUUGAAAUAAAUAAUUAAUCAUGGAAUACAAUUAUGCGUACGAAAAUUGUUCUUAAGCGAAGAAAUAAAUGAUGUUGAACCGUCCUGGCGAACGUAAUCGCUUUCCGACGUAGAAAAUCACUGAUCAAAGCAGAGUAAGUGAUGAGCUUAUAAAAUUAUUCAUUUCCCGUCACGUCUAGUUGUCCUAUUUCCGUAAUCUUUUCAUUUGGUGUAAGUGAUAAUAUCAUAUAAGAGCAUUAUAUUCAUACAAAUUUCUCUUUUAAAUUUCUACUAAAAAGAAAUUUCUUUCUAUCAUAUAAGAAUAAGAAUAAUUUAUUUACAACGUCUGUUAAAAAAUAUCAAUUAUAAAUUAGAUAUAAAUUAUUCGUCAUCGAAAACAAUUUUUUUCCCUUGGAAACCUUGCUUUAGAAUUUCUUGUUGUUUUUUCUUAGCCGCCCAAGACGGAUGUAAAUUUUCAUUUUCAUUUGAAUUUGCAUUCAUGAUGACAUUCUUAUUAUGAUUUUUUGUAUCUCUGAACGAUGACCCAUUAUUGUACUUUUGCUUUUUAAAUAAACUUUUAUCCCUAUUAAAA
Messenger RNA from Polistes canadensis, 4928 nucleotides. Its product is annotated as elongation factor Tu GTP-binding domain-containing protein 1. Bases 611 to 3787 code for a protein of 1058 amino acids. Gene Ontology annotation, cellular component: cytosol; ribonucleoprotein complex. The transcript is spliced from 5 exons. Gene Ontology annotation, molecular function: ribosome binding; GTPase activity; GTP binding. The record is from RefSeq and is a predicted model, not a curated record. NCBI's taxonomy places the organism in Eukaryota, Metazoa, Arthropoda, Insecta, Hymenoptera, Vespidae. Gene Ontology annotation, biological process: cytosolic ribosome assembly.